AUGAGUCUACAGGAACUGAAGAGGAGGAGAAGAGAAUUAGACGACCUUAUACAAGAACAAACGAGUCAAUCCGACUCGGACUCACAAGAGGACGAUGAGGACUCGGAUUCGUCAUCUUCACUUGAAGACCCUGUCGAAGCUCAUAAGAAAGAUACACCAGAGGAGGAGGAUAAGAUGGAUGAUGCAACACCGAAAGUGUCUCUAGAUCCACCUAAACAGGAUAAUAAUACGGUCAAGGAGAAGCCGUUAAAAAAAGAACUAAAAUUAGCACUAGGCGAUGAUCCAAAUGAAUCAAAAGCUCUGAGAAGCUCUAUUCAUUCUGACGUAUUGAGAAGCCUAAAAUUUUACGCAACAAAAGGACUCCCUGAAACUGAGUGUAGCGAGCUAACCUACAAAUAUGAAAUCCCUGAUGCAUUCAAAACUCCAAAGCUUAAUCCUCAAAUCAAAGCCAGGAUGAAUGAAAAGGUGAUAAAAAAAGAUACAUAUAGAGCUGACGCGCAAGACUUGACAGCUGAGGCAUUAACUGCAUUAAGCGCAGCAAUAACCAUGGUAAACGACGCAGAUGAAGAUGGACUAGAUCAAAAUACAUUCCUUGAAAGAUUAAUGGAUGCUGCAAAGUUGCUUGCACAAGCACAGUACAAGCAAUCACAGUCCCGACGUGCUUGUAUCAUACCAAUUAUCGAGUCCAAGAGCAUCAGGGAGAUUCUAAAGAAAUCCAACAUUGAUUCUUACCUGUUUGGAUUAGAUCUUGAUAAAGAAGUUAAGGCCAUGAAGGAGUCUGACGCCUUAUUCGAUCACAAAAAAUCGUCAACCAAGAACCAGGGAAACUUCAGGCGGCAGACAACGGCUAUUUUUCAGAGGGUCAGGCACACGCUUCCAGAGACGAGCUUACCAAAACCAAGGCCGGGGCAGAACACCAAGGAAAUAAUCCAAAUAAAUGAUGUAGGUAUUAAUAUUGGUGGUCGCUUGGCCUCUUUUUAUGAUAGUUGGAAUAAAAUUUCCAAUAGCUCUUUUAUUAAUCAGUGUGUGAAAGGAUACAAAAUUCCUUUUAAGAAGGAGCCUCAUCAGACAGGCUUUAAAAAUAGAUUAAUAAAAGAUGAAACAGAAAAGCAACACAUAAGAAGGGCUAUUCAAAAAUUAGUGGAAAAAGGAGCUGUAGUGAAAACUCAUAAAGAGAAAGCCCUUUUUCUCUCCAAUUACUUUGUGGUACCAAAGCCAGAUGGUACGUUUAGGUUUAUACUAAACCUAAAAAAUUUAAAUAAGUUCAUCAAAACCCAGCACUUCAAACUAGAAGAUUUAAAGACAGCAGUCAGUUUAAUUGGACCAAAUGAUCAUAUGCUGUCAAUAGACAUGAAGGACGCAUACCUGACUGUGCCAAUUUGUGAGUCUGAUCAGAAGUAUCUGUGUUUUAACUUUGAUAAACAGUUUUACAAGUUCUCAUCCCUUCCUUUUGGACUUUCUACUAGUCCAUAUGUAUUUACAAAAAUUAUGAAACCAAUUAUGCAGAGGUUAAGGAGUAUGGGUUAUCUCUCAGUUAUAUAUCUGGAUGAUAUACUUUGCAUUGGCAAGACAUAUGACGAAUGUGCCAAGAACGCAAGUGAAACCAUUAAAUUACUGGAGAGUCUAGGUUUUGUCAUCAACAAUAAGAAAACAGGCUGUAUUCCAAGUACCAGAUCUGCCUGUGUUGCUGUACAAUAUGGAUGGUUAUACACUAGGGUGCUCGAAAGAAAGAAAAUUCAGGCCCUUAGAAGCUCGGCAGGAUCGUACAAGGGUCACAUAAUAAUUUGCAAUAAAAUCAAGAUGGAAUUUCGGUGGUGGAAAGAUAACCUCAUGACAGCUAAGAAAAUCUUCAGAUAUAGACCAACAGUUAAAGUUAUAUUUACAGAUGCAUCAGAUGUAGGCUGGGGAGCCACGGAUGGAAAAAAUAAAAUAUGUGGCAUCUGGAAUAGUGUUCAAUCAACAUACCACAUAAAUUAUAAAGAGUUGCUUACUGUACUAUAUGCUAUUGAAAGUUUUACAGAGCAACUCAGAUCCUCGCGAAUAAUCCUAAGAGUUGAUAACUCAACAGCAAUCGCUUACAUAAAUAGAAUGGGAGGAGUAAGGUUUAAAAAAUUCAAUGACUUAGCAAGGAGAAUAUGGCAACAUGCAGAAAAACGUGAUAAUUGGCUUACAGCCUCCUUUAUACCAUCUAAAGAAAAUACAGAAGCAGACAGCCUGUCUAGAUUGUCUAACUUGGAUGCUGAAUGGGAAAUCUCAGACAGAGCUUUUUCUAAAAUUAGUCAAACAUUUGGGAAACCCGAGAUCGACCUUUUUGCCACAGCCUCGAAUAAAAAGUGCCUCAAAUACGUCUCAAGGUUCCCUGAUAAAAAAGCAACACAAAUAGAUGCUUUUUCAUUUUCAUGGAAAAACUUAUUUUUUUAUGCCUUCCCACCAUUUGUAUUGAUAACACGUACCCUUGCAAAGAUCAGUCAAGAAAAAGCUCGUGGCAUUGUAUUAGUGCCAGUCUGGAGGAACCAGACAUGGUUUCCUCUCUUAACACAGAUGACUGAAGGAGAACCUAUAAUCUUCCCACCAAAUAAAAAUUUAUUAUUUUCUGUCUGCAGGAAAAAACAUCAUCCCAGGUACAGGACUCUCUACAUGAUGGCAACAAUAGUAUCAGGAAGGCCUUUGAAAAUGAAAAAUUAUCACAAGACUCCCUAG
Trichogramma pretiosum is the source of this 2700-nucleotide messenger RNA. RefSeq lists its product as uncharacterized. NCBI's taxonomy places the organism in Eukaryota, Metazoa, Arthropoda, Insecta, Hymenoptera, Trichogrammatidae. The transcript is spliced from 4 exons. The record is from RefSeq and is a predicted model, not a curated record. Bases 1 to 2700 code for a protein of 899 amino acids.